UGGGUAUGACUAAAGUCUAAAAGCAAGUGAAAAUUAACCAGGCCCUGAGUUUGAAGGACAGGGCUAGAGUUACAGAGACAGUGCCAGAAUCUACGAUUUAGGACAAGUGAGAGACGUGGUGGCAGUAAGUUAGGGUUAGGUAGCUAAUCUCCACAGCACAAGAGUCUAAUCUUGAGUGCUGAAUACAGUGAAUGGUUUGGGGCUUUGAGUUGUGGACUGUGGAGAGGCGAUCGAUCAAAAAUGAGGAAACGAGAUUUGGCAAUUCUCAUGCUCUCAGCUUUCGCCAUCUUCUUCUCUCUUCAGCACGAGGGUGACUUUUCCUUUAAAGAGGCGUGGUUCCAUCUUUCCGACGAAUACCCUAUCAAAUACGAAGCCGAGCGUCUCCCUCCUCCCCUUGUCGCCGAUCUUAAUGGCGACGGAAAGAAGGAGGUUCUUGUCGCCACUCACGACGCCAAAAUUCAGGUUUUGGAGCCCCACGCCAGGCGUGUGGAUGAAGGGUUCAGCGAAGCUCGUGUGCUGGUAGAGGUUUCUUUGUUGCCUGACAAGAUCCGUAUUUCAUCUGGGAGACGAGCUGUGGCCAUGGCCACGGGUGUUGUUGAUAGGCAUUAUAAACAGGGUCAACCACAAAAGCAGGUUCUGGUUGUUGUUACCUCCGGUUGGUCUGUAAUGUGUUUCGAUCACAACCUCAACAAGCUAUGGGAAGCAAAUCUACAGGAGGAUUUUCCACAUAAUGCUCACCAUAGGGAGAUAGCAAUCUCAAUAAGCAAUUAUACCCUGAAGCAUGGCGAUGCAGGAUUGGUAAUUGUUGGGGGGAGGAUGGAAAUGCUACCACAUAUUUACAUGGAUCCUUUUGAAGUCAUUGGGAUGACAGAGAAAAAUGCAGAGCAGCAUAGAAGAAGUGCGAAUGAAAAAGAGGCCUCUGAGAAUGCUGGAACUGUGGAUUUGCGACACUUUGCAUUUUAUGCAUUUGCAGGCCGAUCUGGUGCAGUUAGAUGGAUGAGAAAGAACGAGAAUAUUCAAACGCUUUCAUCUGAUGCAUCACAACUAAUUCCACAGCAUAACUAUAAGCUUGAUGCUCAUGCUUUGAACACUCGUCAUCCUGGAGAGUUUGAAUGUAGGGAAUUUAGAGAAUCAAUCCUUGGAGUUAUGCCACAUCACUGGGAUAGGAGAGAAGAUACUUUGCUUAAGUUGGCACACUUCAGGCGGCACAAGAGGAAAACAUUGAAGAAGACUCAAGGGAAAAGUACAAAUUAUCCUUUCCACAAGCCUGAGGAAAACCAUCCUCCUGGAAAGGAUGAUACAAAAAAAAUCUCUAACCUGAUAGGAAAAGCUGCCAAGUAUGCUAGUUCAGCAAAAUCCAAGAAGCCGUUGCCUUAUGUUCCUACCAUAACAAACUACACUCAACUCUGGUGGGUUCCUAAUGUUGUUGUGGCUCAUCAAAGGGAAGGAAUAGAAGCUGUUCACUUGCCCACUGGUCGCACUAUCUGUAAGCUUCAUCUUCAAGAAGGUGGUCUCCAUGCUGAUAUUAACGGAGAUGGGGUUCUAGAUCAUGUCCAGGUGGUUGGUGGAAAUGGUGCUGAACAAACUGUUGUAAGUGGAUCCAUGGAAGUGCUGCGACCCUGUUGGGCUGUUGCAACCUCUGGUGUACCAGUGCGAGAACAACUUUUCAAUGCUUCUAUAUGUCAUCAUUCCCCCUUUAACUUGUUCCAACAUGGAGAGUUUUCCAGAAGUUUCAGUCGAACUCCAGAUUUAGGUUCUCUGGAGGUUGCCACACCCAUUCUCAUUCCGAGGAAUGAUGGUCAUAGACAUCGUAAGGGAAGCCAUGGUGACAUUAUCUUCUUAACAAACAGAGGGGAGGUAACAUCAUACUCCCCUGGCUUGCAUGGUCAUGAUGCCAUUUGGCAAUGGCAGCUCUUGACGGGUGCUACAUGGUCAAACCUUCCAUCACCAUCUGGGAUGAUGGAAAGUAUGGUGGUUCCCACCCUGAAGGCUUUCUCAUUGCGUGCGCAUGAUAAUCGAGAACUGAUCCUUGCAGCAGGAGAUCAAGAAGCCAUAAUGAUGUCUCCAGGAGGAAGCCUAUUGACAUCGGUUGAGCUUCCUGCAGCACCAACACAUGCCUUGAUCUGUGAGGAUUUCUCAAAUGAUGGUCUCACCGACCUUAUCCUUGUAACCUCCAAUGGGGUGUAUGGCUUUGUCCAAACCAGGCAACCGGGUGCCCUCUUCUUUAGCACCCUGGUGGGUUGCCUUAUAGUUGUGAUGGGAGUCAUAUUUGUUACCCAAUAUCUAAAUUCCAUGAAGGGGAAACCUCGUGCUUCAUCGGGUCCCAGAUAAAAAGCAAUGGUUUUAUAACAGAAGACUGACCAGCCUGACAGAGAAGCAAGCCAGUUCCGCAUUAGGUUCUUGGGAAGUCAUCCUACAGUUGAAGAAUGACAUCAGAGGAGAUCCCUAAGCUCAUGGUCAUGGUGGUGUUCAUGGGCUAUUGGGACUGGAACAACAUUUACCAUUAAAGGAGUUUUUGCUUGUAAAAUAUUUAAAAUUAAUUCUCUGGGAGGACGACAUAGAACAGAGUCCAUGAAAGCUUUUGGAAGAUUUUGGGAUCAUUACUUAAAUAGAUACGAGUUUCUUUUUUGUUGUUGGCAA
Messenger RNA from Vitis vinifera (wine grape), 2640 nucleotides. RefSeq lists its product as uncharacterized. The coding region runs from base 241 to 2331 and encodes 696 amino acids. The record is from RefSeq and is a predicted model, not a curated record. The transcript has 13 exons. NCBI's taxonomy places the organism in Eukaryota, Viridiplantae, Streptophyta, Magnoliopsida, Vitales, Vitaceae.